GAAAAAAAAAACCAUCGGAAAAUAUCGAGGCAUCAAUUGUGUUAUCGAAGUUUCUUCACCUCUAGUGUUUAGUUCUGCUUCAAUUAUUUUAUAAACUUUGAAAUAAAAUAGAAAAAAUGAAUAUCUUAGACUUACCGGACACGGUGUUAAUGGACAUAUUAGAGCUGCUCACCUACGACGAGGUUGCCCGAAAAAGAGAAAUUUGCGCCCGUUUCAAUUACAUUUGCCAACAGGUGUUGAACACAGGUUUCAACAAGGUUGUACAGGAGCAUGCCAAGAAUUUCAAACGCAAAUCACUGCUGCCACGUCGCGAAUCUGAACGACGCAAUCACAUGCUGGCGCGUCAUUCCGACAUCCUGACCUCAAUCGAGACGCGCAUCUCAAUGCUGACAAUGACGUACUCCAAGUUUAUAGAUCUGAACAUAUGCUGCUUUAUACCCGGUCGCGUACUCGACGAAAUCAAUAGCAUAUUGAAACUUUUGGCCAGCACAACGAAACCCCUGCGUCCCCAUGAAGUGCUCCAAGAGCUGCGCGACAUCUCAUCGAUGGCUAUUGAGCAUUUCGAUGAGAAGAUUGCCGUUAACUUUAAAACUGCUAUGAAACUCAAUGAAUCUUCCGCCACGGGCAGCGCACGCGUCGUUGUCUGUGGUUCCCUGGGCGACAUUAGCUUCAAUGGCGUGAAAGUGAGUCCAAUGAAGAAGACGCCGGUGCUACAACAACAGUCGCCAUGCCAAAAUCUAAUUUGUAUGAGCCCCAAGACCGAUGUCAUGAUGCAGCAGGCGCUUUUGUUCGCCAAAUCAUUGCCCACUAGCGGCGGAGAAGCCGAUCUCAAUCAGUGCAAUUGCCACCGCGAUCGAUUAUCGAAACAGCUGCAGAAGCAAUAUCAAGCACAACGAUUGCUCACGUCAAGGAUACGUUUCCUCGAGGGAUCGCGCAAAGUGCAUGAACGACGAAUGCAAGAGGCCCUCGGCAGCAUCACGGAACUUGCCACCCAAGUGUCCGAGCUGAAGCGACAACUUGAGGAUGUACUGGCAAGGGCGUCGCCAAGUGGUGCUACCAAACGCUCGGCAGUUGCUCCUGAUUGUCUGCCGCCUAGCAAGAAACCAAAAGCUUAGUGUUGCCUCAUGUAAGCAAAGCAUAGAAUACAAAAAUGUAAUUAGCCUUGAGUAUUAAAAGGAAAGUAGUGUACUUAGUAUUCAAUCGUCUACAAUAUAGGGAUAACUAUAUUCUAUAUAUUAAGGUCAAAAGUCUCAAUCUCUGUGUCUCUUAAACUGCCCGUAAUAUUAGCAUUAAUUACAAUAUAAAAAUAUCUUUGGCAUGCCAAAGAUCCCACAUAUCCUAGCAAGAGCGAAGUCAACUUAUUGCCAAUCAUGAAAUUUUAGAAAUCUUCUAUGGCAGCUACAAUUAUAUUGGUCUUGUCCGAUAGAGUUAGUUCUGCCAAAAAUACAAAGAACUUGGCUACAUACAAUAAUCAAAAUGAGCAAACUUUUUACAUAGAACGAAAUAUUUCGAACUCCCGCUAGACUAUGCAGAUAUUUAUAAGGCAUGAUCAUAUAUAAUAAAGAAAUAUAUGUCUGUAAGUAAAUAAAACAAGUGUGCAGCAGCUUUAAUAUUUCGAGUUAAGAUUUAUUGUUGCACUUGUUAAUUUAAUAUUGUAUUACAACUAUAUAAAUACAUUGAACAUCUAAACUAAAGUUCUUUUAUUUAUAAUUGCCAUUGACUGCCAUGAUUGUGGUUGAUUUUGCAUUUUAUGGUUUUAUUGUUUUGGUUAUGGUUGUCGAAAAUUGGGCGGUUUUCUAUAUAGCACUGGUAGAGUUAUACAUUUAUAUAUAUAUUUAGAAAUUACAUACGUGUGUGGAACUGGAAACAUCUACUAUAUCAUCAGGCGUAUAGGAAGUAACUUUUGUUUUUCUUUCGUUAGUUGUGUUGUGUUAUUGUUAUGUGUGUUAUGUGAUCUCCGGUCUAAGACUACGCGAUUCCUAUUGACUUAAGGUUGUCUCUUUAUAUGCCUAUUGGUAAAUGGUAAGUGUAAUUGUUAAUCGUAUUUCGUAAUUUAUGGUAUAAAAGGUAGUAGAAAUUGCCACUUGUUUAGCAGUGUAUAAAUCUUUGUAUCAACUGAUUUUGUUUUCUUUUUGUUU
Messenger RNA from Drosophila albomicans, 2138 nucleotides. It is a transcript of the gene pall, whose product is annotated as F-box only protein 28. Gene Ontology annotation, molecular function: protein binding. Gene Ontology annotation, biological process: protein polyubiquitination. Lineage: Eukaryota; Metazoa; Arthropoda; Insecta; Diptera; Drosophilidae. The record is from RefSeq and is a predicted model, not a curated record.